AUGACCAGUUCGACGUUUUCCGAGCAAAAUUCACUACCAAGCCUUCCACUGCCAGAAUUGGAGGAAACUAUCGGCAAAUAUUUGAAAUCAUUAGUUCCAAUUGUACCAAAGGAUGAACUAGAAACUAUCACCACACUAGCAAAUGAUUUUGCUUCUUCUCAAAAUGGGCAGAUCCUUCAACGUUUUUUGAAGGAAAAAACUAUAUCUUCUAAAAACUGGUUAGAAGACUGGUGGUACGAUGCUUAUUUAACAAACCGUGAUAGCUUGCUCACUCAAAAUAUGGGAGCAGUUGUUCCAAAGUUCUCUGUCAAUGACUCGUCUCAAAUAGAAUCAGCGUCACACAUUAUUCAUCACUUGAUGAGUUAUUGGAGCUUAAUCAGACAAGAGAAGAUUGAAGUUACAAAAAGCAGAGGAAAUAGUUGGGACAUGAAUCAGGAUUAUAACUUAUUCAAUGCAUGUAGGGUACCCGCAUUACCAAAAGACAGAAUCAAAAGAUACUUUCGCACAGAAGCAGAAGGAAAAUGCCCUUCUCACGUCAUCAUACUUUGCAAUGGGCAUGUCUGGAAGCUUGAGACAACAUGUGAAAACAGCAAGUUUUUGAAUAUCUUUGAAAUUCAAAACGCACUGAAAAGAAUAAAAGAAAGCUCGAGAACAUCCGUAGAAUGUUCCAUUGUUCAACUGACUUCUCUGGGAAGAGACAAUUGGGCACAGAUUCGGGAGUCCAUGAUUCAGAACAGCAAUAGAAAUGUUGAAUUGUUCCACGAUGUUGAUAGUGCGGUUUUCUGUCUCACACUCUCCGAUGAUUUUGUGGAAAAUGAAUCUGAGCUUAUGAAGUACUCUAUAUUUGGAUCACCAUUAAACGCAUAUUGUGAUAAGAAUCUUAACAUUAUUGUGCUCAGAGAUGGAAAAACAUGUUUGCAGGCUGAGCACGGAAAUGUUGAUGCCAUAUCUCUCUUUGCUCCUUGUGACUUUGCAGCUGACCAAUUUCAACUAAAUCGAAAAUUGAGUAAAAAGAGCUCCCAAAAUAAGUCUUCUUCAAUGCAACCAGUCAUGCCUGUUAAGAUUGAGUUUUUGUUGACCGGAUCUGUUUCCCAAAAAAUAUCUGAAGCGGAGAGGGAUUUUUAUUUUUUGAGCUCAAAAACCAACGUGAAUGUAUAUCAUUAUACAAAUUUUGGAGCUACAUAUUGUAAGCAAAGAACAUUAUAUGCAGAUACAAUUAUUCAGAUUGCAUUACAAAUGGCGUAUUUGAAAACUCACAAUAAGUUAGCUCCAACAUACGAAACUGCUUCUACGCGAAUGUUUUAUCAUGGAAGAACGGAAACAGUCCGAAGUUUAACAACUGAUAUGGAAAAAUAUUUAACCGCUUGUGAAAAUUCAGCCACAAAUGAAACCUUAAAACUUCUAUUCUUUGACGCGUAUAACUCACACAAUACGUUGAUGGAUGCUGCUCGAGAAGGAAAAGGAAUAGAUCGACAUUUCUAUGGUUUGAGAAAGGCACAAACUGCGAUUCAGUCAUAUGGAAAAUCAGUAGAAAUUCCAUUUCUGGAUCACAAAUCGUUUAGUGCCAGCGGUGGAAAUGGGAACUUUUUGUUGUCAACAAGUUUCCUUGGAUAUCAUGAAAAUGGUUGUUUCGGAUACGUUGUGCCAAUGUGUAAAGAUGGCUACGGAACAUUCUAUCGCAUCAAUAAAACAAGCUUUACAUUCACCAUCUCCAAUUGGCUUGAUGAUGCUACAAACGGGGACGAAUUCCGUGAAAACCUUGAGUAUUCUCUCAAUUUUAUCAAGAAUGUAAUUCUGACCAACGAAUAAAACCAGAACCUCCCACAGGCUUUGGUUCUCUAUCUUUCUGUCCGUUUUUAUUUCUGUUUUGUGUGAUAUCUUUGAUAAAAGGUUUUUCGUCGUUUA
This is a messenger RNA of Caenorhabditis elegans, 1905 nucleotides long. It is a transcript of the gene F41E7.6, whose product is annotated as Choline/carnitine acyltransferase domain-containing protein. The coding region runs from base 1 to 1809 and encodes 602 amino acids. The transcript is spliced from 15 exons. Gene Ontology annotation, molecular function: acyltransferase activity. NCBI's taxonomy places the organism in Eukaryota, Metazoa, Nematoda, Chromadorea, Rhabditida, Rhabditidae. The record is from RefSeq and is marked reviewed.